Messenger RNA from Haliotis rufescens (red abalone), 2554 nucleotides. RefSeq names its product ATP-binding cassette sub-family B member 10, mitochondrial-like. Gene Ontology annotation, biological process: transmembrane transport. Gene Ontology annotation, molecular function: ATP binding; ATP hydrolysis activity; ABC-type oligopeptide transporter activity. The coding region runs from base 356 to 2503 and encodes 715 amino acids. Gene Ontology annotation, cellular component: membrane. Lineage: Eukaryota; Metazoa; Mollusca; Gastropoda; Lepetellida; Haliotidae. The transcript has 7 exons. The record is from RefSeq and is a predicted model, not a curated record.
UGUAAAGCAAAAUGUCAGCGCACUUCUAUUCACGUGUAGAAUCUAGUUAAUGUGCUUAUUGAUACAUUUAGAAUAUAACAAUGAAAAGAAACACGUAAUUAUGAACUUGGAUUUAUUGUCAUCAAUUAAAAUAAAAAUGACAUGUUUGUAUCGUCCUUGGGAAGGCAGCUGUCACUGGCCGUGAACUGUUGCAUAAGCCUGUGGGCCAAUUUAGUCGGCGAGGCGAGGCUCUUAACUGUCACGGAGCCACGGUCAUAGUGUCAGAAACUGUGCUAACGGGACGGACUCAGAAAUACCCAUCUGUGCAGACACAUUCACGGCGAUCGCAUGCGCCACACACAACAUACCACGCAAUAUGAACUCUAUAAGAAUACUUGGAGGGAUAACUUUGCGGCAAUCAUCUUUGUGGAAGGUUGUCGUACAGUACCGGACAGUGAAAACUUCCCCUAUAUGGCGUCAGAAGGUCCCAAAAGUACCAAACAGUUCAAAAACUGCCGUCCCCAAGAUUUCAGAUGUAAAGCGACUUAUUGGCUUGGCCAAACCUGAAAGAUUGAAAUUAGCAGGGGCACUAGGGCUGCUGGUGGUGUCGAGUGGAGUGACCAUGGCGGUGCCGUUCUGUAUCGGGAAGGUGAUCGACAUCAUCUACACUGCAUCGCAGGAGGGGAAGAUGGAGGAGAAACUCAACUCACUUUGCCAGAUACUACUUGUGGUGUUUCUCCUCGGAGGAGUCGCAAACUUCGGACGGGUGUAUCUGAUGACAGUCGCAGGUCAAAACAUUGUGAAGAGACUUCGAGAAAAAUUAUUUAAUUCGGUUAUGAAGCAAGAAAUUGGAUUCUUUGACAAAACUAAAACAGGAGAGUUGAUAAAUCGUUUGUCAGCCGAUGCGUCACUUGUGGGACAGUCAGUGACAAACAACAUAUCAGAUGGACUGAGGUCGAUAGCGCAGGCUGUAGGCGGGGUGGGGAUGAUGGUGUAUGUCUCCGCCAAGCUUACAGCCAUCUCCCUGGGCAUUGUGCCGCCUGUAGCCCUUGUGUCUAUCAUAUAUGGCCGCUAUGUGCGGAACAUCACCAAGCAAGUACAGACCUCCCUCGCUGAUGCUACUCAGCUGGCUGAGGAGAAGGUGGGCAAUAUCCGCACAGUGCGAGCCUUCGCGCAAGAGGAGAAGGAAUGUGCAGCAUAUGACCAGAAGAUCAGCCAUGUCCUGAAGCUCUCGUACAAGGAGGCACUGGCUCGCGGAAUCUUCUGGGGAUUUACGGGGAUGUCAGGUAAUGUCAUCGUGCUGUCAGUCUUCUACUACGGGGGACUGAUGAUGACCGAGUCACAGAUGACUGUAGGGGAGCUGUCGGCCUUCCUCCUGUAUGCAGCCUACGUGGGAGUGUCCAUGGGAGGGUUGACGACUUUCUACACAGAGUUGAUGCGUGGCCUGGGGGCAAGUUCCCGGCUCUGGCAGCUGGUGGACAGAGAGCCCAGGAUUCCUGUGGCAGCUGGUCUGUCACCAUCCAUGUCACCCCAGGGCAACAUUAACUUCAACAAUAUCAAUUUCCAUUAUCCAUCCCGUCCUGAGACAACCAUCUUCUCCGACCUGAGCCUGAAUGUCCCGUCUGGGUCUGUGACAGCUGUAGUUGGUCCUAGUGGGUCGGGGAAGUCCACACUCGGUUCUCUGCUCCUCCGCAUGUACGAUCCCACGCAAGGUAAGUACACUCCCCACUUGUACGAUCCCACACAAGGUAAGUACACUCCCCACUUGUACGAUCCCACACAAGGUAAGUACACUCCCCACUUGUACGAUCCAACACAAAGUAGGUACACUCCCCGCAUGUACGAUCCCACGCAAAGUAGGUACACUCCCCGCAUGUACGAUCCCACGCAAAGUAGGUACACUCCCCACUUGUACGAUCCCACGCAAGGUAAGUACGCUCCCCGCUUGUACGAUCCCACGCAAGGUAAGUACACUCCCCACUUGUACGAUCCCACGCAAGGUAAGUACUCUCCCCUCUUGUACGAUCCCACGCAAGGUAAGUACUCUCCCCUCUUGUACGAUCCCACGCAAGGUAAGUACAUCCCUCACUUGUACGAUCCCACACAAGGUAAGUACACUUCCCGCAUGUACGAUCCCACGCAAGGUAAGUACUCUCCCCUCUUGUACGAUCCCACGCAAGGUAAGUACAUCCCCCACUUGUACGAUCCCACACAAGGUAAGUACACUUCCCGCAUGUACGAUCCCACGCAAGGUAAGUACUCUCCCCUCUUGUACGAUCCCACGCAAGGUAAGUACUCUCCCCUCUUGUACGAUCCCACGCAAGGUAAGUACAUCCCUCACUUGUACGAUCCCACGCAAGGUAAGUACACUGCUUGUACGAUCCUACGCAAGGUAGGUACACUCCCGGCUUGUACAAUCCCACACAAGGUAAGUACACUUCCCGCUUGUACGAUCCCACGCAAGGUAAGUACACUCCCUGAUUGUAUGAUCCAAUGCAAGGCAAGUACACACAUACACAUGUAGGAUCCAAGGCAAGAUAGGUAUAUGCAGGUACUCUACCACACAAGGUAAACA